Apis laboriosa (Himalayan honeybee) is the source of this 7036-nucleotide messenger RNA. Its product is annotated as transcription factor E2F2-like. Gene Ontology annotation, biological process: regulation of transcription by RNA polymerase II. The record is from RefSeq and is a predicted model, not a curated record. The transcript is spliced from 8 exons. Gene Ontology annotation, cellular component: RNA polymerase II transcription regulator complex. NCBI's taxonomy places the organism in Eukaryota, Metazoa, Arthropoda, Insecta, Hymenoptera, Apidae. Bases 999 to 2351 code for a protein of 450 amino acids. Gene Ontology annotation, molecular function: protein dimerization activity; DNA-binding transcription factor activity, RNA polymerase II-specific; RNA polymerase II cis-regulatory region sequence-specific DNA binding.
UGUACGUUGAAGAGCGGAAUAAAGCGCACGAACACGCGGUCCGGUGUUACUACUACCGGCACAGGCGAGUCUAUCUGCCUCGUAGCCCGAGCCAGUUGCCAGCGCGCCAGCCAGCCCCGUCCAUCCAAUCGCCCAGCUCACGAGCCGGCCUCGUGUGCGCGCGCGACACCCCGACAGAAAAGGUUCGUUUUCCUCGCCGGUGGCUCGACCGAUCAUGUCGAGGCGGGGCUUAUCGUGAACUUUAGAGCCUGUACAUUCCUUGGAAGCUGAAAACACGGCAAGCACACAAACGGCUUCGGCUUUUUACACGCGAUUAUUUCGGGUCCCCAGUCUGCUGCUGCUACUGCUACUGCUGCUGCUGCUGCUGCUGCUGCUGGCUGUCGUUCCUAUUGCCGAGAUCAGCCCUGCAGAAAAUGGAUACCGCACCAGUGUAAUAGAGAGACAGAGCGAAACAAAUAUAUAGAAAAACAAGCUUGAAAAAGAAAGAGAGAGUGGGAAAAAGAUAGAAAGAGAAAUAAAGGCCACGCAACUACUACGACUACGACGAGGACAACGACUACGGUUAUAAACUGAGAAAGCAGGACAGAGGGAGAGAAAACGAGCGAGGGCGAGAGAGUAGUAAAUCGUAUGUACGAAGUGUAUAUAUGAUAUAUCGAAGCGAAAAGCAAGAGAAACAUUCGUGCACGGGUUAGCCUCGGGAGACCGGGUUAAAAGACUCGUUGUCGUCCUCCGAGCACACGUUUUGUCUGUCUUGUCAUCGACAGACAUAAGUGAAAUUUGCAUCUAGAAAUAUCGACAACGCGACAACAACGAUUACGACCACGACGGCGACGUAUUUGCCAUCGAGGAGGCACGGAUAUGCCUCGCUCGUCGGUGCUGUGACACGCGCCGCGCCGUGUGCUGGCUGAACCUCCCGGAAGAGAGCGUGGGCCUCCGUCUCAAAAUACUGUGCGGUUUCUACCGCACGCUCGAGAGCCAAAUUGUUAUAAACUAUAAAAAUGCCUCGAGUAAGGAGACAAGUGGUCUUAGAAGAUCCUGCUAGGCCUGUCACACCAGAUAUGGUGGAGACUAAAUUACUAAAGGAAGAAUUUUUAGAUGAGAGUUCUUUGGAUGAAGUACAAGCACAAAAAGUAGCUGAAGAAACACCAAGUCCUCAUCUUCAAGACCACCAAUAUGGACAAACACCUUGUUAUCAAGUAACAAGGAAACCUACACAACCACCACCACGAACUGAACAAAUUUCAGUUCAAGCAGUGAAACGAAGACUGAAUUUGGAAAUGGGAACUACAGGCCCUAGCCAAUCUGCUUUUAAAGCUCCUAGAGGUAAACGUAGAAAAUCUGGAUCAAGUUCUCUAGCUGGCCAUACACCUACAAAAAGUAAAACAGUAGAGAGAACGCGGUACGAUACAUCACUGAGCUUACUUACAAAAAAGUUCAUACAUUUAGUUGAAAGCAGUCAAGAUGGUGUUGUAGAUUUAAAUGUAGCAUCUGAAAAAUUAGAAGUACAGAAACGUCGUAUUUACGAUAUUACAAAUGUAUUGGAAGGUAUAGGUAUUUUGGAAAAGAAAAGUAAAAACAAUAUACAAUGGAAAGGCGGUCAAUUACCAAAUGAAAGGAACGAUAUCGCUGAUCUCAGAAAAGAAGUGGCAGAUUUAGAAGCUAAAGAAAAUACUUUGGAUCGAUUAAUUCAUGGUGCAGAUAAAAAUCUUAGGGAGCUCUGUGCAGACAGACAAUACGCUUAUGUAACGUAUCAUGAUUUACGUUCUGUCCCAAUGUACAAAGACCAAGCUAUAAUGGCAGUGAAAGCUCCACCAGAAGCUACACUUCAUGUUCCACAACCUAUUAAUAAUCUUGGUCAACAAAAGCUUCAAAUGCAUAUGAGGUCAUCUCAUGGUGAAAUAGAGGUAUUUCUUUGUCCUGAUGAUCCUGCAGUUAAAACGUCUCCCACUCCGGGUUACACGACGACGCAACCUGUGCCUUCGUCAAAAGAAUCCGAAAUACCUUGUCUCCCUCCUGAACUGCUGGCCAAUGGAGGAAGCGGGGUUCGGGUUGAACCAGUACCUUCUAUCGAAAGUUCGUUGAGUACUCGUUUGUGUACUCCGGUUAUAUCUACAGUUACCAGUUUAGCAGGCAUGAGGGACGCGCUUUUGUGUGAAUCCGAUGAUUAUGGACCAAUGGGUGGUGGCAAAUUCCAACUCCAAACGGAGGAUCAAAUUAGCACUCCAGAUCUAAGUAUUCUCGAUUUUGGUGAGCAUCUACUGUCCCUGGAACCGCCUCUUUCUGAAAACGACUAUUCGUUCUCGUUAGGCACAGAGGAAGGGCUUUCGGAUCUCUUUGAUUUCAAAUUCUAAAGGAUAUCGUCCUAAUUGUCGUCGUCGUGACACGCAACACUACAUUCACACGCAUACCUGUCUUUUUUUUUUUUUUUUGGAGUAUACCACUCUGAGUUCGCCUCCUUAACAUUCGAAUGGAUAGCGAUCACUCGGUUAAUCCAAUAUUAAUACGCUUUUCUAUUUCGUACCGAUUAGCAAUUUUUAACAAUUAAGGGAACGAUCGAGCAGAGAAAUGUUAGAUUGUUUGAAUAGAAAUAGAUAGAAACAGGGAAAAUUUGAUAAUUACUUUUAAAAAGCGAAAUCAAAUUCAUGGCACAAUCCAUGGAAAAUCGACACGCCGUUGAAUGUUUUUUUUUUUUUUUUUUUUUUUUUAAAUAAAAUAUAAUUUUGCGCUUCUUAAUUUUUACGGAGAAAAAGAAAAAAUGAAUGGAAAUACAUUGGAAAAAUGUAUAUAGAUAUUAUGAUGUUAUAAUCGAAUAAUAUUUUGUCAAAGAUGCGUCUCGAAUUGAGUUUGUUCUUUGAAAACAAACAUUUUCAUAAAAAUCAACUGCAUACAACGUAUCACGAUUCGCUUUGGGAAAUUCGUUUCUGCAUGAAAAAAAAGAAAAGCAUUAAAUAAUGGGGGGAGGGGGGAGGGAGAAACAUAUCACGGCAAUGAUUAAUGCGCACGGUGAGUACUUCCGGCUUGAUACGGUCGUAACCGAUUAAGUUUCUGGGAUGAUAACUUGUAAAGCUGCUCUGACGGUAUUGAGCCGUUUUCUUGUGCAAUGUGUAAUAAUAUUGUAAAUGAUGUAAACGUAUGAAGGCUUAGAGAAAGAGUAAGAAGGAUGAAAUAGAUGGAAGAGGAUAUAUUUGAAGUUUCAAAGAGAGGAGAGACUGGACUCGUGUCGACGAAUAACUACGAUAUUUUCUUUAUAUAUAUACAUAUAUAUAUAUAUAUAUUUUUCCUUUUCUUUUUUUUUUUUUUUUUUUUUUUUUUUCGUUUCUAUGGUUAAUUAUAUGGAAUUGUAUAAUAAAAAUUAUUAUUAGAAACGUGAAGUAGCGUACGCAGAUAAAAAAUGUAAUUUCAAUGAAAGAAAUCCCUCCUAGAGUAAUGUUUAUAUCGACGUGAUAUGAAAAAAGAAAAAAGAAAAAAAAUAAGAACAACGGGGAUAAAUCUUUUCCGGAUGGUUGCCUUCUCUUGUCACUUGGACUGAUUCUUCUUUUCUAAAUCGUGUGCUUAAACCGAGAGACCGCCGUCCGGAAGGAUAACGUUGUAAUUAUUAAAAAUUUUUGUCGAGGAGAUCGAUGCGUACAGUAGGCUUUAUCGACGAAUAAAUUGUUUGUAAAAAGAUGAAAGUGAAGACAAAAAGAGAGAGAGGAGAGAGAGAGAGAGAGAAAGAAAGUGUGUGUGUGUGAAAGAAAAAGAGAGAGAGAGAGAGAGAAAGUUGAAGAAAUGAUGAAAAUGCGAACGGUUGAAAGGCAUAGUUUUUAUUCUAUAUACUUUUGUAAUCGGUCGACUUUUCUGAGUAGGGAGCGAAAAUUUGUACAGUUCGAUGCAUGAGAGAAAAAAAGCACGAGGUGAAAUAGAGAAAAAGUAUAUAAUGAUUAUCUAUCGGUGCGGAUGAUUCUUUUAUGGCAUGUAAAAAUUACAUACAUAAGAAACACACGUACACAAACAUUAUCAUCUCACGAUAUGGUCCUAUCGAAGAAAAUAUUAUUAUUCCGGCUAAAAAAUAAAUAGAUCAUCAUCAUCGUAUUGGAUUAGCUUCAUUGACAAUGUCGUAGCGAACAUGGAGACGAACUCGAGCAUACGAUGGAAAAAAAAAAAAGAAAGAAGAAAAUUGCAAAAGCAGAAAAUCUUAGGCUGUAUUUAUAUUGCAUGUAAACGCAUCUAUACGUAUUCAAUUCGAGUCGUAACGAUGAAAAAUGUCUAAGAUUCUUUUUCAGGAUACAAUGUUAUUCUGGAACUGAUUUAUAAAAAGGGGUUUUUCGAGAGGAAUUUUAUACCGGUGCACCUUGACUUUUGCCGCGUGAAACGGCGGUGGAAAAGAAAAAAUGAAGUUUGUAGGCUGAUUUCAGUAGAAAUUUCAUUGAAACAAAGAUGUAUCAAUUAUAAAUAUUGUUCCUGAAGAAGUCGAGGUUGUACUGGAUGGAAUUGUCUCAGUUGGAAGUCUCUUAAGGAUGUACUCUAAACGUACAACUUAGUGUACGUCCAAAGCCAUAGUGCCUACACAAUAAUGAUCAUACCCUUCUGCAAAACUGUAUAUAAUUUACAUACUAUAUAAAAAUAUAUAAAUAAAUAUAUAUAUAUAUAUAUAUACAUUAUAUAUAUAUACACACACAGACAGGCAAAAUGUAAGAAUGUGACGACCCCGAAGGACAAAGAAAAAAUAUAAAGAAAAACCGGAUGCUGUGGACACCUCAUUGCGAUUAUCAUGAAAUAUCGAUUAGUUAGUUUUAAUUACAAAUAAUAAUUAAUUAUUGAAGCAUUACACGAGAAAAAUGUUAGUUUAUAAAUUCACUUAUUAUAUAUAUGUACAUGUAUAUAUACUAUAUGUAUAUGUAAUAAGUAUGUAUGUUUUAUAGUCAAACGAAUAUUGUGCAGAAUAAGAAUUGAAUUCUAAUUACUUGGAUAAGUUGGAAAACUAUUUUCCUUCUUAUUUUUUCUUCUUUUUUCUUUUUUUUUUUUUUCUAAACAUAGAUGGUGAACAUGAUACAAUGAUUUCCUUCCCUCUAUAUAUAUAUUUAUUUCAAUGAUUAAUCGUAUAAUAUUUCAAAAAAUAAUUAGGAGCAUAAAAAUAUAGUUCAGAACAAUUUCCUCUCGUCGAAUAGAAUCCUCUUAUCGAAUAGAAAAUAAAAUAAAAAUGGAAUAAUAAUUAUUCUGCACAACUUUCGUAAAACGCAAUACCUAUCUGUAACAGAGAGGAUUGUAAUAGUUUUGUUUCUCGUUUCUUUUUUUUUCUUUUUCCGAUUAAACUGAUAACAUCGCACUUUUUUUCAUACACAUCGUGCAACGAGAGAGGGGAAGCAAAACGGAAAAAAAGAAAAUACAGAAAAAGAAAAUGAAAAACAUGAAUCGAGAAUGCGUGAAUCUGUGUGAAUGGACAUGAUGAUCGAAUGAUGAUAAUUAAUUGAUACGAAUGUUCUAUGGUCGGCGAUUCGAUUAAACGAUUCCGACUUACCAGUGAGAAGUUACGAUAUUUUCUACCUGAAUGUUUGUGAGGAUCUCGGCGAAGUCUGAGCACGUCCGGGAUUUUAAGAAGUGUAAUAAUAUUAUAAUUCAUUGAUAUUGUAUAUUUUAAUCUGUUCGAAAAGAAAAGUAUGUUAUAAGAAACAUAACACUUUAAGAAAAAAAAAAGAAAAAAGAAAGAAGGAAAGAAACGAAGCAAAAAUUGUCGUUCCGACGUUUUCAGACUUUCCGGGAUCUUUUUAUAAUAACUUAUCGCGAAGAUGGCAGUCCAUCGAAUUUUCAUUUUUUAAGCCUGAUUAUUCGUGAAAAAUCUCUGGCUCUCUUCUGGCAGUCUGUCGAAUAAGGCGCUUCUUAUAUUUUAUAAUGGACGACAGAGUCUUUCCUUAAUCUUUUUUUUUCUCGUUUAGCGAGAGUUUUAUGAUCUUUACUUAACGCGAUCUAUGCGAAACCAAGCAUCGAGAAUAAAUUAUUAUUGUUGUUAGCGGCGAGCAACAACGACGAUUCGAUUAUUUAAACUAAGAAAAAAAGAGAAAGAAUUAGAAACGCGUUGCUUUAGAAAUAUUGAUAUUCUUUAAAGUUAGCUUGAUCCUAAUUCAUUAAUGAUUUUUUUAUCACUAUUUGCACGUACGUAUAUGUACGCAAACAAAUAUACUUUUCUACGAUUGUAUUUGAGAGACUGUUCAGAAAUAAUAUUAAAGAAAAAAAAAAUUAAUUCUGAUCUUAGAAAAAAUAAAAAGAAAUUAAACAAUGUAUGUACCAAUACGACGAAUGAGAAUUUUGUCACAUUUUACGGGCACAACCCGUCGAAAGAUAAAGUAAAAAGAAGAUUUGAAAAAAGAAAAAAAAAUUGAACAGGAAAUUACAAAAUAUAACCUUGUGUAACGUCAUAGGGAGAUGUGAUGUUUUUAAUUUACCAUAACCUUCGUGUUUUUUCACUUAUCAUGCUUUAUUAUACGAAAAAUUAUUUUUCGUAUAAUAUAAUUUUCGUUUAUCUUAUUAUAAAAAAUAAGAAUCUAUUCGAAUCGACAUUUUCGUUGUUCGACGUUAAACAUUUGUACGUUUUUACUCGAUUUGAUUUUAAAUUUAAGUUGAUAUAUAUAAUUUUGCACCGGAAAAUUUGUUCGUAAAACUUACAUAUAAGUUCUAAAUGUUUAUAUAAAAAAUAACGAAUAAUGUAGCAGAAAAAAUAUUUUUUAUGUACGUUUAAUACGUAUAACGGUAUAAAAAAAAUAAAGCGUCGAAACUUCAUUCAAGUUCAAACUUGAUCUUUAUAAACGUCUCUAUAUUUGACACAUCCGUGUAUUAUUAUGAAUUUAUAUAAGUAAAGUGAUUUAUAAUUUUAACAUUUAAAUUUAUGAUUUUGAUAUUUUAUUUUAAUUAUGAUUUCGUUAUAGGGAAAAAAGUUAAAAAAUACAUACAAAAAUAUUAUAAUAUAAAUUAACAAUGAAAAAUCUUCAUAUUUACUUAUUUCAAAUAUAGCACGCAUGCGCAAUGUUUGCGAGCUACUACUUAUUGUCGCGCUACAAUUGAU